AUGGGGUUGCUCGAAGUAGACCCGGUCAUCAAUAGCAAUCAUGUGGAUGCAAAUGAUAGCCGAACGAUACCAGUGAAGGGGGUUUCCGAGGAUAGCGAGACUUGGGUAUAUCCACAUCCGACUGACUUCCAGAUCAGCGAUCACCCUAUUGAUGAGGUUCGAGCUGUGAAGGUCGCAAUCAUUGGGGCAGGACUGGCUGGAAUCGAAGCCACCAUCCUGCUCAGGGCCAAAGUCCCCAAGAUUGAUCUGACUGUGCUGGAGAAAAACGCCGAUGUGGGAGGCACUUGGUACGAGAAUGUGUAUCCCGGCGUGAGAUGCGAUAUUCCCGCCCACGUCUACCAGGCCACCUUCUCACCGAAUCCUUUCUGGACGGAGGAGUACGCCCAGGGACCCGAGAUCUUGGCGUAUUGGACGUCGGUUGCGCGGAAGUACAACGUCUAUGAAAGCGUGAGAUUCCGCACCAAGGUCACGGGAGCGUAUUGGGAAGCCUCUACAAGUCAGUGGCGUGUGGAGUCGACCAAUCUCGACGACAAUACGCAGAACACCACCUACUACGACUUCGUCAUCACGGCGAUCGGGCACUUCAAUGAGUGGAAAAUGCCGGACUAUCCUGGCUUGAGUACGUAUAAAGGCCACCUUCGUCACUCAAGCAACUGGGAUCCGGGGUUUGACCCCACUGGCAAGCGAAUCGCCACGAUCGGGAACGGAGCAAGCGGCAUCCAGAUUACCACGGAGUUGCAGAAGGUAGCGGCUCACGUAGACCACUAUGCUCGCAGUCGCACAUGGAUUGCAGGAAACUUCAAUCCGGCACUGAAGGAGCGCCAAAACACGCCCAUGUCCUUUUCCCCCGAGCAACUGGAGUCGUUCAAAGAUCCAGAAAGCUACUUGACAUUUCGCAAAGCGUUGGAAGGCAACUUCUUCCGAGGUUUCGACAGCCAGCUGCGAGAUUCGGAGUCGACUAAGCAGGCUACGAAGAACUUCAAGGAGAUGAUGAGGAAGAGGGUAGCCGAUCGGCCUGAGCUGCUGGAGACCCUUGUGCCAGAUUUCCCACCGCAUUGCAGAAGGCUCACACCCGGACCGGGUUACUUGGAAGCACUCACGAAGGACAACCUGAGCUUCAUACAGACUCCAAUCGAACGGUUCUACGAGGAUGGAAUCGUCACCAUCGAUGGAGUGCGGCGAGAGGUGGACGCCAUCAUCUGUAGCACAGGAGCGAAUGUGCACUAUGCUCCGCCCUUCCCGAUUGUGUCGGGACAAUACGACCUCUCCCGUGACUGGCGGCCCGAUGGCAAGUUCGGCUGGCCGUACAGCUAUCUGGGCCUAACGACGCCCGGCUUCGCUAACUUGUUCUACUUGCUCGGCCCUAACCCGGCUGGUCCCACUGGAACUGUUCCUCAUGCCGUCGAGACGCAGAUCACUUACGUGGCCAAGAUGCUGCGCAAGAUGUCAUCGCAAGGAAUCAAAACGAUGGCCCCAUCAAAAGCUGCGACGGACGAUUUUGUCAGCUACUGCGACGCCUUUUUCCCGCGCACGAACAUCAGCCUCAAGUGCUCCUCGUGGAGCAAUGGCGGUCGUCCCGGCGCUCGCAUUCACGGACACUGGCCAGGAAGCGGAGCACAUGUCAACCAUGUCCGUCGAGAGCCGCGCUGGGAAGACUACGAAUACACCUACAUCCGGCCCGAGAAUCGGUUCGCGUACUUUGGCAACGGGCAGACGGCGAAGGAAGAAGAUCCCCACAGCGACAUGACGCCGUAUCUGCGGUUGGAAGAGGCAAACGACUUACGAGACCUGCACGAGCGAUGGUGGGAUCUCUGA
Molecule: messenger RNA, 1815 nt
Organism: Pseudocercospora fijiensis CIRAD86
Lineage: Eukaryota; Fungi; Ascomycota; Dothideomycetes; Mycosphaerellales; Mycosphaerellaceae
Exons: 12
Coding region: 1-1815 (604 amino acids)
Molecular function (GO): NADP binding; flavin adenine dinucleotide binding; N,N-dimethylaniline monooxygenase activity
Source: RefSeq, a predicted model, not a curated record